Molecule: messenger RNA, 697 nt
Organism: Frieseomelitta varia
Lineage: Eukaryota; Metazoa; Arthropoda; Insecta; Hymenoptera; Apidae
Gene: ND-19
Product: NADH dehydrogenase [ubiquinone] 1 alpha subcomplex subunit 8
Exons: 3
Coding region: 36-560 (174 amino acids)
Biological process (GO): mitochondrial electron transport, NADH to ubiquinone
Source: RefSeq, a predicted model, not a curated record
CACUAUUGCACUACAAUCUACCAGUGAGUUUCAGUAUGACUGACUCGAAAAUUUUCGCGCUUCCUUCCGACCAAGAAUUAAAUACCGAGGAAUUGAGCAUCAGCUGGCCGUACAUUGCUGCCGCUGCUGUUUUCCUUGGAAAAAAAUGCGAAUGGUAUCACAAUGAAUUUAUGCUAUGUAGAUAUGAAUUGAAAGAUCCCCGCAAAUGUCUGAAGGAAGGCAAAGAUGUAACCAAGUGUGCGAAAGAAGGAUUUCAGGAGAUCAAAAAACACUGUGGAAAGGAAUUUGAAGCACAUGUAAACUGCGUCGUAGAUACAUCUGCGACAGGGACUGAUGACCGAUAUUGCAGUAAAACCAGGAAGAUGUUUGAUGAUUGUAUGUUGAAAAAUUUGAACAUGGAACGACCAUCAUUCGGGUACUUUUGUGAGGCUAGAGUACACGAUUCACCAAGACCAAAACCAGAGCCAGAGCCAGAUAGAUUUACAGAUAGAUUGCCUGAUCCAGCUGCUCCACCAUAUCCUCCUCCAAAAUACCAAGGUGCAUCUGGUUUUAACAUCUAAUUUUGGUUUAGUACUAAUUGCAAGUUUUGUAGUCAAACAAUACUACAAGCUUGAGAGAACAAAUAUUGUUAUAUAAUAUAAUAGCUUUGUAUUUGUUCUUUAUAAGAAUAGAAAUAAAUGAAUAUAAAGAAGAUAUA